UAAUCAACACUACCCUUAGACAUGAGUUUAUUUUCUUGCUCAUGACAAUGCGCAGGGCACCCGUACGGGUGCAUAACACGCAUAUUUGUGUUGGCUGCUGGGGGGACGGGGGAGCCGAGUGAAUCAAGUGUAAUUGUUAGUGUUGGUGUGUUGUGAUGACAACAAUGAAGUCCAUCCUGAGUCUUGGUCUGGGCAAGUCUGGGGUGGUGCUGGAGGCGCCACGGCCGGCAGGGGGAGUCUUGCCUCACCAGGAGGAGGAGGCGCUGGCCAAGCUGUGGCUCGACAUCACCAAGGCUGAGGCGGGGUGCUGCAAGGUGAUGACGGAGGUGCGCAACUACAGGGACUCCAUCAGGGGCAUCCAGGAGGCCGAGGAGAAGCUGCUGAAGGACUUGGGCGCCUCGGGUUUGACGGCCGUGUCUCCUGAGUUGCGGCAGGCCACGGAUGAAUACUUGUCUGUGGUGGUGGAGAUGAAGGCCAAGAGUGAGGAGGUGAGCAGUGGGGUGCAACAGACUCUCGGGGAGCCGGUGAAGCAGUACCAUGUCCUCUAUGAACACCUCGAUGCCAUCCGCCGCCGCCGCGAUGCACAGGUGGCCGUGGUGUUGAAGUGUCAGGACAAAUUCGACCGACUCAAACUAAAGGGUAAGCGAACAACAGACGUGCUGGUGGAGAGAGACGCAGCGCUGCGGACACUCAAGGAGCUCAACAGUCAACUGCUGAGCGAGGCGGGGAAGUUCCACAACCUCCGCCACACCUACCUCCAGCCCUGCAUCCAAGCCUACGUCCAGACACAGGUGGAUUACUAUGGCACAGCAAACGCCCACUUCAGCAGCCAGAUUCAGGCUAGCCGAGGGGCCCACCAGAUCCCCGACAGCCAGUACGAGGCCAUAAUGGGGGAGCACCUGGCCAAAAUCAAGGCCCUCAAGAUUGUGGCCACCUGAGUCUCUGCCAGUCAGCCAGAUCCAGUCUGAGGAGGAGGGAGGGGAGGAGGGCCAAGGAGAUGGAGAGGAGGGAGGCAGGGAGAGGCUGGCCAGACGCUGCACUCCCCUGGUGGAUGGCCUGGUAGCCCACACUGUGAGAGCCAGACUGUUGCGGCACCACACUGUUUGACCCGUCAUAGUCAUCGUCUGAACCGUCUGGGGGAAAGGCAGUCAUUAGUGGAUGUGCUUGGGGACUUGGGCAGCAACAGCAACAGCAGCAGCACUAGCAGGAGGAGGAGGAGGAGGAGGUGAGAAUGCCUUCCUCCACCCAUACCAUGCUUGCCACUGCUGUUCCUGCCACUGCCAUGCCUCUCUUCUAACAAGGAUGAAGCAAAUAUCAAGUUACUACAGUGGUUAGUGUGUUUGAGAGCCUGGAUCAAGGAACUCUCUAGUACUGUUACAAGAUGGCCCACCAAGUGAAACUGUGAGUGUUCCUUACUACUAAGGUGAAGUGAUUAGCUGUGGUUAUACUGCUACAGCAAGACUAUGUAGAUACCAUUAAUGCCAGGACUGAUUAGUGGUUAAUACUUUUAGUGGAAAGAUAAUAUUUUUUAACUACUUGAAAGGUGGUUAAGAGAUAAAGUCCUAAUAUAUUAAUAAAGAGUAUGAAGUAUGA
Messenger RNA from Eriocheir sinensis (Chinese mitten crab), 1593 nucleotides. RefSeq lists its product as uncharacterized. The coding region runs from base 156 to 938 and encodes 260 amino acids. The transcript has 7 exons. Lineage: Eukaryota; Metazoa; Arthropoda; Malacostraca; Decapoda; Varunidae. Gene Ontology annotation, biological process: plasma membrane tubulation; endocytosis; actin cortical patch localization. The record is from RefSeq and is a predicted model, not a curated record. Gene Ontology annotation, molecular function: lipid binding. Gene Ontology annotation, cellular component: actin cortical patch.